Periconia digitata is the source of this 1356-nucleotide messenger RNA. Lineage: Eukaryota; Fungi; Ascomycota; Dothideomycetes; Pleosporales; Periconiaceae. The record is from the annotation of a GenBank genome assembly.
AUGGUAGCGAAUUUCCUAGAAUAUCUGCGCGGCUCGCAGACGUCGCCCGCCGAGCGCAAACUGGUGCAGAAGCUCGACUUCUUCAUUCUCACCUUCUGCUGCUUGAUGUACUUUCUCAACUAUUUGGACCGCUCCAAUCUGACAAACGCAUACGUGACGGGCAUGCAGCAGGAUCUGAACUUCAGAGGGAACCAGUUGAACCAGAUCAACACCGUUUUCACGGUGGGAUACACGAUUGGACAGAUCCCGUGCAAUAUUGCCUUGUAUUACGUUAAACCGCGCAUCUUCUUUCCAAGCUGCAUGGUAGCAUGGGCUGCGUGCACCAUGGUUACAGCCGCAGCGCAACACCCUCGUGACAUCAUGGCUAUCCGCUUUUUCCAGGCCAUCUUUGAAUCCUCUACUUUUGUAGGCACGCACUACAUUCUCGGAUCGUGGUACACUGGCUCCGAACUCGGAAAGCGUUCGGGCAUCUUCACCGCGUCCGGACUCGCCGGCACCAUGAUCGGCGGUUUCAUUCAAACCGGCAUCAAUUCCUCCCUGGACGGGCGCCACGGGCUACCCGGCUGGCGCUGGCUGUUCAUAGUCGACGGCAUCAUCACGUUGCCCGUCGCCGUCUACGGCUACUUCCUGUUCCCGGACACGCCGCGCAACACGCAGGCACCGUAUCUCUCCCCCGAGGAAAAAACAAUGGCCAUCGAUCGCGUGCCCGAAGUCUCGGAGCGCACGCCCAUAUCCUUGGGGUUCCUGAAACACUGUUUUUCGACGUGGUAUUGGUACUUCUUCACCAUUCUGUGGAUCAUCGCCGGAGAAACGGAAUCGUUCAGCACGAAUUCGCUGCUCGCGCUGUACAUGAAUGCGCAUCCGACCAAUACCUACUCGCGAGCGCAGAAGAACAAUUAUCCGUCCGGUGUUCCCGCCGUGGGGAUCGUAUCGACGCUUUUCUGGGCCACGUUGACGGAUUUCCUGCAGGGGAAACGCUAUCUUGUUGGCUACUGGAUCGGCAUCACAGGCGUCAUAACCUCCGCCCUCAUCCUCGCCUACCCUGAUAACACGACGAUCCAUUUCGCCAUGUACUACUGGGCGGGCAGCGUGUACGCAUGCCAGGCGACCUUCUUCGCGUGGGCCAACGACGUACUGCGAUACGAAGAAGACGCACUCCGCGCUGUAGUGAUUGCGAGCAUGAACAUGGGCUCCAACGCCAUCAACGCAUGGUGGAGCAUCGUGUUCUACGGGGCCAACUUUGCGCCAUACUUUACGAGGGGGAUGUGGGCUAUGAUUGCCGUCAGUAUUGCUAGUAAGUUGGACCUUUUUCGUACUUUUGUUUUCUCGUUGCGCUUUUGCUUGGAAUGUAGCUGA